GUUGUCACCGCCGCAUCGCGUCUAUUUGUUUAAGAUUAUGAAGCUAUUUAGACUAUUAAAGUGAAUAUGCACUUCAUAAUGUGACAUAUGCGUAGAGCAGCAAUAGAUUGAACAGAGAGGUUCAUUUAUUUGCGUGACUACAUCGUCUUCGAUAUUGCUUGCUCGGUAAACAUCGGUUAGUACGUUAGCUAGCUAGCUAACAUUUUACGAGCUGCAGCUAUAACACUCACUGCAGGUUUUCACCCCCACAACAGCGUCCUUUCUGUCACCAAGAUGGGUUUUUUAAAACUGAUAGAGAUCGAAAACUUCAAGUCGUACAAAGGAAGACAGAUCAUUGGACCGUUUCACAAGUUUACUGCGAUCAUCGGACCCAAUGGAUCUGGAAAGUCCAACCUUAUGGAUGCCAUCAGCUUCGUGCUGGCAGAGAAGACCAGCAACCUGCGUGUGAAGACUCUUAAGGAUCUUAUCCAUGGAGCACCAGUAGGAAAGCCAGCUGCCAACAGAGCUUUUGUCAGCAUGGUUUACCAGGAAGAUAACGGAGAGGAACGUACCUUCACAAGAGGCAUCAUUGGUUCCUCCUCUGAGUACCGUAUCAACAGCAAGGUGGUGGGCCUGCCGGAAUACAGUGAAGAGCUGGAAAAACUUGGCAUUCUGAUCAAGGCUAGGAACUUCCUGGUCUUCCAGGGAGCUGUGGAGUCUAUUGCCAUGAAGAACCCCAAAGAGCGUACAGCUCUGUUUGAGGAAAUCUCACGUUCUGGAGAUCUGGCCCAGGAGUAUGACCGCAGGAAGAAGGAAAUGGUGAAAGCAGAGGAGGACACGCAGUUCAAUUACCAUCGUAAGAAAAACAUUGCUGCUGAGCGCAAAGAAGCCAAGCAAGAGAAAGAGGAGGCUGAGCGUUACCAGCGUCUGAAAGAUGAAGUGGCCAGGGCAAGUGUUCAAUUGCAACUUUUCAAGCUAUACCACAAUGAGUGUCAGAUUGAGAAGCUGAACAAAGAGCUGAACCAGCGAAACAAUAAGAUCGAUAAGGACCGUAAAAAAAUGGACCAUGUGGAAGAGGAGCUGAAGGACAAGAAGAAGGAGCUGGGCAGACUGAUGAGGGAGCAGCAGACUAUUGAAAAAGAAAUCAAAGAGAAAGACUCUGAAUUGAAUCAAAAGAGGCCGCAGUACAUCAAGGCCAAGGAGAACACGUCUCACAAGAUCAAGAAGCUUGAGGCGGCGCGCAAGUCAUUGCAAAAUGCCCAGAAGAUGUACCAGAAACGCAAGGGGGACAUGGAUGAGCUGGAUGAUGAAAUGAAGGCAGUGGAGCUGGCCAAGCAGGACUUUGAGGAGCGCAUGGAGGAGGAGGCACAGAGCCAAGGCCAGGACCUCACCCUCGAGGAAAACCAGGUCAAGCAGUACCAUCGUCUGAAGGAGGAGGCCAGUAAACGUGCUGCCACCCUGGCUCAGGAGCUGGAGAAGUUCAACCGCGACCAGAAGGCCGACCAGGACCGCCUCGACUUGGAGGAGAGGAAGAAAGUGGAGACCGAGGCCAAAAUCAAACAGAAGAUACGUGAAAUUGAAGAAAACCAGAAACGUAUUGAGAAAUUAGAGGAUUACAUUACCACCAGCAGGCAGUCGCUGGAUGAGCAGAAGCGCAUGGAGGAGGAGCUGACUGAAGAGGUGGAGUCGGCCAAGAGGAGAAUUGAUGAGAUCAACACGGAGCUUAAUCAGGUAAUGGAGCAGCUGGGAGACGCCAGAAUCGACAGGCAGGAGAACAGUCGCCAGCAGCGCAAGGCUGAGAUCAUGGAGAGUAUCAAAAGACUCUACCCGGGCUCUGUGUAUGGGCGUCUAAUCGACCUGUGCCAGCCCACUCAGAAGAAGUAUCAGAUUGCUGUGACCAAGGUGUUGGGCAAGAACAUGGACGCCAUCAUUGUUGACUCUGAGAAGACUGGCAGAGAUUGUAUUCAAUACAUCAAGGAGCAGAGAGGAGAGCCCGAAACCUUCCUUCCCCUCGACUACCUCGAGGUGAAACCAACGGACGAGAAAUUGAGGGAGCUGCGAGGAGCCAAACUGGUGAUUGAUGUGAUUCGCUAUGAGCCGCCCCACAUCAAGAAAGCCCUCCAGUACGCCUGUGGCAACGCCCUGGUCUGCGAGAACGUAGAGGAUGCGCGAAGGAUCGCUUUCGGAGGGCCAUACAGACACAAGACGGUAGCCCUGGAUGGUACUCUGUUCCAGAAGUCUGGAGUCAUCUCUGGAGGAGCCAGCGACCUAAAGGCCAAGGCCAGGCGCUGGGAUGAGAAGGCAGUGGACAAGCUCAAGGAGAAGAAAGAGAAGCUCACUGAAGAGCUCAAGGACCAAAUGAAGGCCAAGAGGAAGGAGGCAGAGCUGCGUCAGGUGCAGUCUCAGGCCCACGGUCUGCAGAUGAGACUGAAGUACUCCCAGAGUGAUCUGGAACAGACGAAAACCCGUCACCUCUCCCUCAACAUGCAGGAGAAGUCUAAGCUCGAGAGUGAAUUGGCCAACUUUGGCCCUCGCAUCAAUGACAUCAAGAGGAUCGUCCAGUCCCGUGAGAAGGAGAUCAACGACCUGCGAGACCGCAUGAACCUGGUGGAGGAUGAGGUGUUUAUUGAAUUCUGUAAAGAGAUUGGCGUGAGGAACAUCAGAGAGUUUGAGGAGGAGAAGGUGAAGAGGCAAAAUGAGAUUGCAAAGAAGCGUCUUGAGUUUGAGACCCAGAAGACCCGCCUCGGUAUCCAGAUCGACUAUGAGAAGAACCAGCUGAAGGAGGACCAUGAGAAAGUUAUGAUGUGGGAGCAGACCGUCAAGAAGGACGAGGCUGAAAUCGAGCGACUGAAGAAAGAGGAGCACAGACACAUGAAGAUCAUUGAUGAGACAAUGGCACAACUUCAGGACCUGAAGAACCAACACCUCACCAAGAAAUCUGAAGUCAAUGAUAAGAACCAUGAUAUGGAGGACAUCCGCAAAAAGCUGGGGGGUGCCAAUAAGGAGUUGACUCAGAUCCAUAAGGAAGUGACGGCCAUUGAGACCAAACUGGAGCAGAAGCGUAGUGACCGUCACAACCUGCUUCAAGCCUGCAAAAUGCAGGACAUCAGGUUGCCUCUUUGUUCUGGAACGAUGGAUGAUAUCAGCCAGGAAGAGGGGAGCGCCCAGGCAGAAGUGGAGUCGAGCAGCCAGAGGACGUCCAGCACUGUUCUCGCUAAAGAGGCCCUCAUAGAGAUCGACUACGGCAAACUGUCUGAAGACCUUAAGGAUGAACUGUCAGAGGAGGAGAUCAAGGGGGAGACCAACACUCUGCAGCAGCGUCUGAACGAGCAGCAAAGUAUCCUCCAGAGGAUCAGUGCACCCAACAUGAAGGCCAUGGAGAAGCUGGAGAGCGUCAGGGACAAGUUCCAAGAGACCAGUGACGAGUUUGAGGCUGCCCGUAAGAGAGCCAAGAAGGCCAAGCAAGCCUUUGAGCAGAUCAAGAAGGAACGGUUUGACCGUUUCAACAACUGCUUCGAGUCGGUGGCCACCAACAUCGAUGAGAUCUACAAGGCCCUCUCACGCAACAGCAGUGCCCAGGCUUUCCUAGGCCCAGAAAACCCGGAGGAGCCGUACCUGGAUGGCAUCAACUACAACUGUGUGGCUCCGGGAAAGCGGUUCAGACCCAUGGACAACCUGUCUGGAGGAGAGAAGACUGUUGCGGCCUUGGCUCUGCUCUUUGCUAUUCACAGCUACAAACCCGCUCCCUUCUUCGUCCUGGAUGAGAUUGAUGCUGCUCUGGACAACACGAACAUCGGCAAGGUUGCCAAUUAUAUCAAAGACCAGUCGGUGCUGAACUUCCAGGCCAUCGUCAUUUCUCUGAAAGAGGAAUUCUACACCAAGGCAGACUCACUCAUCGGUGUUUAUCCAGAGCAAGGAGAUUGUGUCAUCAGUAAAGUGCUUACCUUCGACCUCUCCCAGUAUCCUGAUGCCAACCCAAAUCCCAAUGAAUAGUUCGAGCCCCCCCCCCGACACCAGCGUUUGGCAAACGGGGCAAGCAAGUUCUUUCGCGACACUCUCUGGAUUGCUAAUCUAUUCUGUAGUCACAGAUUAUGUACUCAUUAGGUCCCACAUAUUAUUUCCUUUUCUUUCUUUUUUAUAAUUAUGAAUUUGUUGUGUUAUUCUAGAAGUAUUAAAUUAGUGAGAUUUCUUUGUUGUUGUCUAGUCAGUGACAACCAGGACGUAUGUACAUUUAUAAAAGCCCACCCUUUCUCAAUUUGGCAAUACAAGAGUGAUUAUAAUGAUCCAUAAAAGAUUAUUAUAACCCAGUGUAAAUGAGAACAAAUCAAACCUUUUUAACAGACUGUCGAAUUUGUAUCAUGUGGUAAAAUGUGUCGAAUUUACCUGAAACAAGUUUUUGUUGUCAGCUUUUAUACUAUUUAGGGCCCUCUUUUCAAUUGUGUGCUUUAAAUACCUGCCUCUCUUUUGUUGUGUACCAUGAGAUGUGUUGCGUGUGUUGCGUGUGCGUUUUCAUGUGCUACUCGAGCUCAAUCAGGAAUCUGUUGCUACAAUAUGGUGGAUACAUUCCCUUGUGUGAUGGCUAAAUAAAACCCUUAGUGAGCUGCAACUGGCAGUGCUAUAAUGAGAUCAUGGAGUUUUGUUAACGGCGUCGUCAGAAAAUAAUGUCUAAGAAAAUGUGCUGAGGGGAUUUGGCUGUGUGAAUAACGACGGCUUAAUCGGCUUCAGGGAAGUGGCGACGAGGCACUUCUGUUAGAAAUGCUUCAUUGAUGGGCUUACUUCAAUAAAUAUAAUUUGAAUUA
Messenger RNA from Pseudoliparis swirei, 4778 nucleotides. It is a transcript of the gene smc1a, whose product is annotated as structural maintenance of chromosomes 1A. The transcript has 26 exons. Gene Ontology annotation, cellular component: nucleus; chromosome; cohesin complex. Gene Ontology annotation, molecular function: DNA binding; ATP hydrolysis activity; ATP binding. The coding region runs from base 274 to 3972 and encodes 1232 amino acids. Gene Ontology annotation, biological process: sister chromatid cohesion. Lineage: Eukaryota; Metazoa; Chordata; Actinopteri; Perciformes; Liparidae. The record is from RefSeq and is a predicted model, not a curated record.